CUUUGUGGGAAAUCUGACUUUCCUCCGUUUUGGCUCUGAGGGGUUCUGCGUGGUGUGCAGCUCCGGGGAGAAGGUGGUGUUCUGGAGAGUUAUGCCUUCAGCAGCAAAUGUUUUUUUUUUUCCAUAGCAGCCUUUUUUUUGUGUUCGCAUAAUCACCAGUCAUGUCAACUUCUGAUGGAAAGAAAGAACAAUGGCAAGGUCUAGAAUCGUUGGGUAUGACUCGAAAAGAACUGGCAUUAGCAGAGGCACUUCAAAUGGAGUAUGAUGCACUCUCUGACCUCAAUAAAACAACUAGUGAGGUUGAUGAGAGCCCUCUAAUUUCCUUGGAAGAUGUCUCACAAGUACCAAGUACUGCCCCGUCACUCUCAAAAACCAAACCUAGUCUCAAUGAAGGCUUUUAUAUAUAUGGGGAUGGAUAUCUCGGCAAUAAACAAGAUGAAGGAGAGAGCUGUCCAAAAAGUUUUUCUCCACCCCCAUUACCACCUCGCACGCACCUGGGAAACUACUGCAAAAACACGCUCCAGUCCUCUACCUCAAAGGCCUCUCACUCUAAAGAUGUCAAUCUGUUCACUGGAGAGAAUGAAGGGAAUCCGCCUAGCUGCAGGAUUUCAGAAGAGGAUGCAAAAUCGGGUUUGCUGAGGAGUGGAGGUGGAUUUUCAGGCUUGGAUUAUGAGGGAAUAAAUACAAUUACACGCUUGAAUCUAGCAUCAACCUAUGAUUCUGAGAUACUGCACCAGGCUGAGGUACAUUGGCAGAAUGUGAGUUUACAAAAAGGUACUACAGGAAAACCAGUAGCACGAAGAAAGACUUUGCCACAAAUCCCUCCUCGUACUUAUCGACAAAAGUCAGACAACACAACAGCUGGACUAGACUCGUUUCGGCCAUAUCCACUACAGAAUGGGUGUGAGCUUUUUGAGAUGUCAGAGCAGAGAGAUGAGGAAACGGCUGCAUUUUGUCACAUGCUGGAUGUCCUACGCUCUUGUCAAAGUCUGACAGACCAAUUACAAACAGGCAUUGUCUGGAGUCCAGUUAAUUUAAGUCCUGAGCACUUGGGUCCUGGGGUGAGCCUGAAAGUAACAGUGGUCAUUAAUUUCCUAAGGGAUCCCCUUACUUUCACCUGUGACUGCUCUUCUACUGUCGAUCUGCUUAUUUACCAGACUCUUAGCUACACUAUGGAUCAUUUGCAGGAUCUUUGUGUCUCUGACUAUUUACUUAAAAUUUGUGGCUUGGAGGAGUUCUUACAGAAUAACCAACCACUUGGAAGUCAUGAAUACAUCCAGCAGUGCAGAAAGUUUAACACAGAUGUCCAACUGCAGUUGAUUAAAAAAGAAGAUGUUCGGGCAGAUUUUGCAAGAACAGUCAAUGACAUAAAAAGCCCUUCUACUCUGAAUCAUCAUGUGCAUCUUCAGGAGAGACCUGUCAAGCAGACAAUCACCAGACAGGCUCUGUCCCUACUUUUUGACACAUAUCACAAUGAAGUGGAACAAUUUGUUGCAUCUAAUGUAGAUUUCCAUCUUCGAGCAGAGAGGGUGGUGCAGUCAGUCAAAGCGAUAUGUAAUGCACUUGCAGCUGUUGAAACUCUGGAAAUCAGUAGUGCGCUAAACCAACUUCCGCCUUGUCCUCCCAGAGUCCAAAUCAAGUCCCAUAAGGAUCCUAACUUACUGACCAAAAGAGAGAAUAGAGAGAAAGUGGUUGAGAGCCUUACAGCAGCCAUCUUGGAUUUAGUCCAGUUGUACUGUAAUGCAUUCAGUGCUGAUUUCCAGACAGUGCGGCAUUCUGAUCCCAAGCAAAGUUUGACUCAAGAUUCUUCACUUCUCACCAGUCCCCUAUCCUUCAUAGUCUAUGCUGCACAUCGCAUCCCCAUUACAUGGGCAACCAGUUAUGAAGAUUUUUAUGUGUCUUGCUCUCUGAGUCAUGGUGGAAAGCAACUGUGUAGUCCUCAGCUGACACGCAAGGUUCAUGUUUACAAAUACCUGUUCCAUCUCAUCACUUGGGACCAGAUGAUCUGUUUUCCAAUCCAGAUAAAUCACCUACCUCGAGAGACAGUUUUAAUAGUUAAAUUGUAUGCAGUGUCUGUCCCCCCUCCUGGGAGUUCUUCUGAAGCCAUCAAGCAUAAAAGAAAUCCUCAGCAACAUCCUCAGCCUCUAGGCUGGGUCACCACUCCCCUCUUCAACUUUAGGCAGCUUUUAACCUGUGGUCGCCGAUUACUGGGACUAUGGCCAGCCUCAAAGCAUGGUAGUACUAGUUUCAGUACACCAAAUCUAGAUGAGCCAGACAGCAUCAUUCUGCAGAUCGAUUUUCCUACUUCUGCUUUUGAUGUGAAAUUCUCAAAACCGGAAAGUAAGGCCUUCAGCCCGAGAUACGAACUAACCAGUUUACCUGAGAAAGAUAGGAGUCAACUACAAGAAGCAAUGCAAAAGGAGUCCUUAUACUGGCUGACGGAUGUGGAUAAAAAACGAUUGUGGGAAAUGCGCUAUUACUGCUAUUCUGAAUUCAGCUCUCUUCCCUUGGUGCUGGCCAGUGCCCCUAGCUGGCAAUGGGCAUGCUUGCCAGAUAUAUAUAGCUUGCUGGACAAUUGGACUCAAAUGAAACAUCAAGAUGCUCUGGGGCUGCUUCAUGCCACAUUUCCAGAUCAAGAAGUGAGACGUACAGCUGUGCAGUGGAUUGAUUCCAUAUCUGAUGCAGAGCUUUUGGAUUACUUACCACAGCUUGUACAGGCUCUAAAAUAUGAAUGUUAUCUGGAUAGUCCGCUGGUCAGAUUCCUGUUGAAAAGAGCCAUAUGUGACCUACGUAUCACGCACUACUUUUUCUGGCUGCUAAAGGACUGUUUGAAGGAUUCUCAGUUCAGCAUUCGCUAUCAGUACCUGCUUGCUGCUCUCCUUUGUUGUUGCGGGAAAGGGCUAAGAGAAGAGUUUGAUCGCCAAUGCUGGCUUGUUAACAUAUUAACAAGGUUGGCUCAGAAAGUCAGAGAAGGUGCUCCAUCUGCCAGAGGGGAAAUACUUAAGAAUGGCUUGGAGGAUGUCAAACAAUUCUUUGCUCUGAAUGGAUCAUGCUGUCUUCCACUAAGCCCCAGCCUCCUGGUCAGAGGGAUUGUACCACAGGCCUGCUCACACUUCAAUUCAAAUGCUGUACCAUUGAAACUUACUUUCCAGAAUGUGGACCCACUAGGAGAGAAUAUCCAUAUUAUUUUUAAGUGUGGCGAUGACCUCCGACAAGACAUGCUGACUUUGCAAAUGAUCCGCAUCAUGAAUAAAAUAUGGAUUCAGGAGGGUCUUGACAUGCGGAUGGUAAUUUUUCGCUGCUUUUCCACAGGCCGAGGGCGAGGCAUGGUAGAGAUGAUCCCAUCUGCAGAAACCCUGAGAAGGAUCCAGGUGGAACAUGGAGUGACUGGUUCCUUUAAAGAUGGUCCACUAGCUGACUGGCUGCAAAAACAUAACCCCACAGAAGAUGAAUAUGAAAAGGCAGUGGAAAACUUUAUCUAUUCGUGUGCAGGAUGUUGUGUAGCCACCUAUGUGCUUGGCAUAUGUGAUCGGCACAAUGAUAACAUCAUGCUGAAGACUAGUGGCCAUAUGUUUCACAUAGACUUUGGACGCUUUUUAGGGCAUGCACAAAUGUUUGGGAACAUAAAACGGGAUCGUGCUCCUUUUGUGUUCACUUCAGACAUGGCAUAUGUCAUAAAUGGGGGAGACAAGACAUCAAGCCGCUUCCAUGACUUUGUUGAUUUGUGCUGUCAAGCCUACAAUCUCAUCCGCAAGCAUACCCACUUAUUUCUCAAUCUACUGGGACUGAUGUUGUCAUGUGGUAUUCCAGAGCUAUCUGAUCUGCAGGAUUUGAAGUAUGUGUAUGAUGCCUUGCGCCCACAAGAUUCUGAAGCUGAUGCUACAACCUAUUUCACUCGUCUUAUAGAAUCCAGCCUUGGAUCAGUGGCUACGAAGCUGAAUUUUUUCAUACACAAUCUUGCGCAGCUGAAAUUUAGUGGUUUAGAUGAACGUCUGACACUCUCCUUUGUUCCAAAAAUCUACACAAUGAAAAUGGAUGGGAGAAUCUGUGAUGUCUUCCUGACUAGAUAUAAGAAGAUAUGUAAUCCUAAUAAGGGAUAUGUGUUCGUGAUCAAAGUAGUCAGAGAAAGUCCAAAUGAAACUACACAUAUUCAGAGGUCCUUUGAGGAGUUUCAGGAGUUGCAUAACAAGCUGAGGCUUAUUUUUCCAUCGUCACAGAUUCCCAGCUUCCCAAGCCGCUUUGUGAUUGGUCGUUCCCGAGGAGAGGCAGCAGCUGAGCGUCGGAAGGAAGAGCUAAAUGGAUAUGUCUGGCAUUUGAUCCAUGCUGCUGCUCAGGUAGCUGAGUGUGAUCUGGUGUAUACUUUCUUCCAUUCCCUUCCUCGUGAUGAGAAGAAUGUUGGCAAUACUACACAACCAAGACCUUCUGAUGCAACAUGGUCUGUGCCAGUGGUGACUGUUGGAGGAGAGGUCAAGUUAUCCAUCUCCUAUAAAAACGACCAGUUGUUUAUUAUGGUGAUGCAUAUUCGGGGUCUGCCUCUGCGCGAUACCAAUGAGCCAAGCCCCUAUGUAAAGAUUUAUCUGUUACCAGAUUCACAAAAGACAACCAAGAGAAAAACUAAGGUUGCAAAGAAAACAUGCAAUCCAACUUAUAAUGAGAUGCUUGUGUAUGACAGUAUUCCUACAGGAGAUCUUCAGCAGCGUGAGAUUUGGCUGUCAGUGCUCAGUGAGGAAGGAUUUUGGGAAAACAUCUUGCUUGGAGAAGUUACUAUUCGACUCCGAGAUUUGGACCUUAGUCAAGAAAAGAUAUGUUGGUUCAAGCUUGGUUCUGCUACCCAAGACAACUAAUUAAUAAUGGAAAAUAUCUGGAUAGAAAAAAACUACAUGUGCCACCUUGUGAAUUACCUUUCUACAAUACCUUGAGUGUUUGGGGGGGGGUUUUUUAUGGGUUUUUUUUCCAAGGUUGUAAUUGGAAACAAGCUCAAAGAGUUUUCAAUUUCAUUGAUAGCAGAUAGUAAUAUAUAUAUUAUUUUUCUUCAAGGGAAGUCAACAGACUGUAAUUACAGGAUUCCUUCCAGAGAAGGGUUUCAGUCCAAAACUGGAGAUAUAUCAGUACCUUUAUUAUGUUUACCUUGUGUCAAGGGAACAAAAUAUAGUUGAAAUAUUUUAAAAGCCAGGUCUCAUUUUUUUGUGGGUUGGUGGGGGUAUGAAGGACUGAUGAAUUCCUCUGAAUCUGUAUUUUAAAAUAAAAAAAUAAGGGGCAGCUAAGAGCAAUCUAGCAGUUCAGGAUUAUUUUAUUUUCUGAAUUUGGUCAUCUGUUGUCACCUAAGCACCUUUUUAUGAAGAUAUAUGUAUUAAGUUUAAACCUAAAAUACAUUUGUUUUAUACUACUAAUUUGUACUAAAUGUACAUAAUUAGUUCUCAGACAAAUAAUUUUUAGUAGCCCUGCCUGUGUCCCCUUAAUAUAACUAAAAUACAGUCUUGAAAAUUGGAAAAUCAUCAGCACGUAAACUGAAUGGCAAGUACUUGGACCAACAAGAGCUCUGGCAGCAUGGAAUAGGUUCCCGUGGAAUUCUUUACUUUUUAAUGGCUACUGUAUCCUGUUAAUUUUGUAUUUAAAAUGGCAGAAUAUUAUAAUAUUUUUCUCCCUCAUGGGGUCUGUGGGAACUUUUGUGACUCUCCGAUGAAUCAUAAAGCACUAUCAUUUUUCAUCCAUUAAAUGGUUUAAUUCAUUAUGUUGAGAAAUAUAACGGUGUCAUAUAAGUAAACAAUGGUGUUCUAAAGAUGGUAUGUAUAGUACUAUAUAAGGGAUCUACAAAAAAAGUUGACUUUUCACAGGAUGUGAGGCCAUUAAGUUUAACUGUUGAUUGAUAGACUAAGUAUUGUGCUUGAAAUUAUUUAAGAGACAUUGAAAUAGAAUAAUAUUUGAUUAUGGAAAUGGCACUAAGUAUUAACAUACUUACACAGCAUCACAGUAUGCAGAAAGUAAGGGAGUUGUACCGUAGUUAUAGAAAUUGGGAUUCUUGGAUCUUGCAUGCUGUGUGCCUGAACAAUUUGAAUCAGUUGCUUCCCAAGGAGAGCUGGUUUCAUGAGAGGUGUUUAUCUGUACUUUCCUGAAAAAAAAAUACAUUUUAUAGUAAUGUCUCAAUGCUGAAUAAAUGACAUGUUAUUAUUUCUAUA
Molecule: messenger RNA, 6176 nt
Organism: Rana temporaria (common frog)
Lineage: Eukaryota; Metazoa; Chordata; Amphibia; Anura; Ranidae
Gene: PIK3C2B
Product: phosphatidylinositol-4-phosphate 3-kinase catalytic subunit type 2 beta
Biological process (GO): phosphatidylinositol-mediated signaling; phosphatidylinositol 3-kinase/protein kinase B signal transduction; cell migration
Cellular component (GO): plasma membrane; phosphatidylinositol 3-kinase complex; cytoplasm
Molecular function (GO): phosphatidylinositol binding; 1-phosphatidylinositol-3-kinase activity; 1-phosphatidylinositol-4-phosphate 3-kinase activity
Source: RefSeq, a predicted model, not a curated record